Trichoderma breve is the source of this 321-nucleotide messenger RNA. RefSeq lists its product as uncharacterized. NCBI's taxonomy places the organism in Eukaryota, Fungi, Ascomycota, Sordariomycetes, Hypocreales, Hypocreaceae. The coding region runs from base 1 to 321 and encodes 106 amino acids. The record is from RefSeq and is a predicted model, not a curated record. The transcript is spliced from 2 exons.
AUGUCUCCCCGUGAGUACUGGGCCUUUGCUAUUAAGCUCCGCGAUGACUCGGCAAAGGAGAAGCGUGCACCUGAAGCUGAUAUUGCUGCUCGUGAGUACUGGGCAUUUGCAAUCAAGCUCCGCGAUGGUGUCACUGCGAAACGCGCCAUUCUUGAGUCACAAUGUGAGCAAGCGGAGGAGGGCAUUUACUGCACCUACACAAGUGCAGAUAUUGAGGCAUAUGGCAGGGGCUCUAAGCUACAGGAAGGCUGCGUCACUACUGAUACAGGAGUGUCAUGUUUCUAUCCCGGAGCAACUCCUGAAGAUGCUGCGUCACAAUAA